Messenger RNA from Nelumbo nucifera (sacred lotus), 669 nucleotides. Its product is annotated as Putative membrane lipoprotein. The record is from RefSeq and is a predicted model, not a curated record. Lineage: Eukaryota; Viridiplantae; Streptophyta; Magnoliopsida; Proteales; Nelumbonaceae.
CAUCAGCACGUUUAAACCACCCGCCUUUCUCCACUCCAUUGCCUUGCCAAGAUCUGUUGCUCGCUCGCUGGUUGCUGCCACUAACGGUUCAAAUUUCAGACUCUCGGUAAUUUUUACGUCUCGUUUGAUGGAGAAAACGUUCACUCUACUCCAAACGGUUGCUGCAGCCGGAGUGUUUUCUGCCGUUUCCUUCUGGUAUGGGUUCAUGUUCGGAAGGGAAUCUGCCAGGAAAGAGCUUGGAGACUUGAUUGAAGACCUCCGACGCAGAAAUCUGAAUACCAGUUCACCCCAUGAUUGAUGACCAGCUUCUCUUGACGGUGCAGGUUCAGAAGUACCCGAUAGGCAAUGGGCACACAAGGAAUAGAGGAUUCUCUUUGUUAAUGCACUACAGCUUAGGAUCCUUCUUGAUGUAGUUUCUACUCUGAAUCAUUGUUACAAAUGAUCUGAGCCAGGUCGAGGAUUGUCAGAGUCAAGUAAAUUUUAUUUUUUGAGUUGUAACAUAAGGAACAAUUAGAGCUACCGUCCUAAGCCAAGUUUUAUAAACAAGGUUUCUGAAACUUGUACUAAGAAAUAUUAACUGCAAUUGAAAUUGCAUUUGCUUUGGUCUGUACUUUUUUCUUGAAAAUUCUACUAAUUGAAUUCGAGCCCUUAUAUGCCUAUUUGCCAGAA